Messenger RNA from Volvox carteri f. nagariensis, 987 nucleotides. RefSeq names its product DNA replication factor C complex subunit 4 (gene rfc4). Gene Ontology annotation, molecular function: DNA binding; ATP hydrolysis activity; ATP binding. Gene Ontology annotation, cellular component: nucleus; DNA replication factor C complex. The coding region runs from base 1 to 987 and encodes 328 amino acids. Lineage: Eukaryota; Viridiplantae; Chlorophyta; Chlorophyceae; Chlamydomonadales; Volvocaceae. The transcript is spliced from 8 exons. Gene Ontology annotation, biological process: DNA repair; DNA-templated DNA replication. The record is from RefSeq and is a predicted model, not a curated record.
AUGAGUACGCAACCUUGGGUUGAAAAAUACCGGCCGAAAAAUGUUAACGAGGUCGCGUACCAGGAGGAGGUUGUCAACACGUUAACGCGCGCUUUGGAGACGGCUAACCUGCCCCACCUGCUGUUCUAUGGGCCCCCGGGAACCGGCAAGACUUCCACGGCCCUAGCCAUCGCGCGCCAGCUCUACGGGCCGGAGCUGAUGAAAAGCCGCGUAAUGGAGCUGAAUGCCUCAGACGAGCGGGGGAUUCACGUGGUCCGUGAGAAAGUCAAGUCCUUCGCGGCGGCCGCUGUUGGGGCCCCAGUGCCCGGCUACCCUUGCCCGCCAUACAAAUUGCUCAUAUUGGAUGAAGCUGACUCCAUGACCCAGGACGCCCAAAGCGCACUCCGACGGACCAUGGAAACCUAUAGUCGGGUGACUCGAUUCGUCUUCAUUUGCAACUACGUGUCACGCAUCAUCGAGCCGCUCGCGUCGCGGUGCGCGAAGUUCCGAUUUAAGCCGCUGCAGCCAACCGUCAUGGCAGGCCGCAUUGAGCACAUCUGCGAGCGGGAAGGUGUCACUCUGGCGCCGGGUGCGUUGGAGGCGCUGUCGUCGGUUAGCGGCGGUGACCUGCGGAGAGCCAUCACGACGCUCCAGAGCGCUGCUAGGCUGGGUGGCGGUACUGUUGACAAGGCGACGUUGUUGGACGUCUCCGGCAGGGUCCCAGCUGAUGUCAUUACCGGGCUGUGCAACUCUUGCAAGGCCCCUGGCGCUUUCGCGGGGCUGCAACGGCAGGUUGCCGGAGUGGUGUCUGAGGGGUUCGCUGCGCAGCAGGUGCUGCAGCAACUGCAGUUGGAGCUCCUGUCGGACCGCGGCACCCCGGGGCUAAAGCUUGCGGAUGCGCUGGAGGCUUUGGCAGCGGCGGAUUUUAGCUUGACAGUAGGGGCGGAUGAAACCAUCCAGCUGCUGAACGUGGUCGGGCAGGUGCACAAGGCUUACGUGGCUGCGUGA